UAUGUCCUGAUUGUUUCAUUUUGUCGCCAAAAUAUAGCAUUUAAAGAGGAUCAAGUUUUGUUAAUCCUUUCCUUAAGUUAUAGGAUGCGGAAUGAAAAAGUCCAACGUGUGUCAAGCCACGUUGUUCCAGAGUUGGGGACGACCAGCUCAAUCUACCUCGUUGAGAAGUACAAAUUCGAAGACGCCUGGAGCAAUCAAAAGUCAAGUUCACAACGAUGCUGUAGAUUUAAUAGAGAUAGGAGAUGAUGACGGUGAUGAUGAAUUACUGGCUGCUGCAGAAGGAAUGUUUCCUUUCGACGAAGUUGCGUUUGAAGCGAAAUACAGUGGGGGCUGUGAAGUGAACGCCAAUAACAUCACCGAGAAAUCCGACGAAGUUGAAAUUAUUCCAGGUUUUGAUGUCGAGGCUGGAAAUGUUUGGAUUUACCCGACAAAUUAUCCUAUAAGGAAUUAUCAGUUCGAUAUUGUUGAGAAAGCUCUUUAUAAGAACACCUUAGUUACUUUACCAACCGGAUUGGGGAAGACUUUCAUUGCUGCUGUUGUUAUGUACAAUUUCUUUCGAUGGUACCCACAGGGAAAGGUUAUAUUUAUGGCUCCCACUAAACCACUGGUUGCACAACAGAUUGAAGCGUGCUAUAAAAUCAUGGGUAUUCCGCAGAGUGACACAGCAGAAAUGACCGGAAACAUGGCUCCUAAUAAACGGCAGUCUUUGUGGAGGAUGAGAAGAGUUUUCUUUCUAACUCCACAAGUUCUGCAAAAUGAUCUGAUUCGUGGAUCAUGCAAAGCUGAAGAAGUUAUCCUUCUUGUUGCUGAUGAAGCUCAUAAAGCUCUUGGAAAUCAUGCUUACUGUCAGGUUGUAAGGGAAAUCUCUGGCUAUAACAGGAAUUUUAGAGUUCUUGCUCUCAGUGCAACACCUGGGGAUGAUCUAGAGGCUGUUCAACAAGUCAUCACUAACCUCUUGAUCUCGCACAUGGAGCUGCGCUCUGAAGAGUCCCCUGAUAUUCAGCCCUAUACACACAGUCGGCAGGUUGAAAAAGUGGUUGUCUCUCUUGGGGAAGAUAUUGCUAAAGUAAAAAGUUCAUAUCUGAAGAUCCUUGAAGCCAUUGUGGGCCGUCUGUUUUGCCAACGAGUGUUGUGGAACAAAGAUCCUCAACGUGUCACUAAAUUCAUGUUGUUGACUGCACGAGACCAGUUCAGGAAGAGAAUGAAUGAACAAGGCGGAUGUGAUCGCAAUCGACUGGGACAAAUUGAAGGGGACUUUGCUAUGUGCAUCAGCCUGUACCACGCGUAUGAGCUCCUACUCCAGCAUGGAAUUUUGUCAUUCUACAACUUCAUUAAAGCCAUCAUUGAUGGAACAAGAGGGAUGCCGCGCGCCAAGGCCGAAAUCAUGAAACACCACGAGUUUACACAGCUGAUGGAUGAAUUGCGAGAGGAAAUUGAACCUCCAGUGGAAAACAGUGCGAACGAAAGCCUUCUCUUUUCGCAAUUUUCACCAAGAAGGCGCGCGCUCAUGAAUGUUCCAAAACCGAGUACUACAUUCAAGAGUCAUCCCAAGCUCUUGAAACUUAAGGAAAUUGUGCUUGAACACUUUGAGAAGUUCCAGGGAAAGAGUGAUGAGGACUCAAAAGGCGUAGCUACCCGUGUGAUGAUAUUUUCACAGUACAGAGACAGUGUGAACGAGAUAGCCGCGUUGUUAUCUCGUCAUAAGCCUCUGGUGCGAGUAAUGAGUUUUAUUGGACAGCAGACAACUGGAAAGAGUGUCAGAGGACUUUCACAGAAAGAACAGUUGCAGGUUGUACAGCGGUUUCGUCAAGGUGGUUACAAUACAUUGGUAGCCACGUGCGUCGGCGAGGAGGGUCUGGACAUAGGCGAAGUCGACCUUAUUGUGUGUUUUGAUGCGCAUGCGUCUCCCAUACGCCUUGUGCAGAGAAUGGGGCGAACAGGAAGGAAAAGAGACGGACGCAUAGUAGUUCUCGUGACUGAAGGCAAAGAGGAACAGGUUUACAUGAAAAGUCAAAGGAGUAAAAAGUCGAUACACAAAGCUGUCGCCCAGGCUACCAAAUCUUUUGAUCUCUACUCGGACAACCCUCGAAUGGUUCCUCGUCAUAUUGUUCCGUCUGUGCUGAAAAUGGAGAUGACUAUUGGGAAGUUUAUAGGUCAGAGCAAAGGGAAAAAGAAGAAAAGGCCUUCAGAAGGAGCUGACAUCAAAAAUUUCACAAGUAAAACUGCAACAACCACAUCAAAGAAAGACAACGGUCUCUUGACCUACGAGGAAUUAGUUUACUGGCAGGAACAUUUUAAACUUCCCGAUCACGAGGCGGGUUUGUCACCACAAUUAGCAAUUACUAAGAAAUCGAGGCGUUCAUCAGCAGGGGCUAGGAAAUCUGUCGUGCAACCCUCUUUGACAGAAUGGCUCCCCUGGCAGACUACACUACAACCUGUGAAGGCUGUUUCACAUUCCCGUCGCACAGAACAUUUUGUUGAACUUUUGGAGUUCACGGAGCUUCAUAGUGGCGGAGGAGUUGACGAUGAAAGCUAUGACCUGGAAAUGAUGUCAUUUUUGAACGAAGGAGACAUCAUAAAGCCGGGGCAAAAGGAAAGUGAUGAAAAUAAUAGUGUUUUGCCUGAAAAUGAUGGUACUGUUUGCGAGGGAAGCGAAGGCCGACGCAAGGUCACCAAGAAAAGCAAGAAGACGCGAAAAAAGCUUGAAAUGGAAGGUGGACCUGAUUUGCAAGUUGACAGAAAGUGUCCGAGUAAAGAAGAGAAUUCAGUUGGUAAUACCAGCGAUAAGAACUCGAAGAUAAGUGGCACGAAGUUAAAAAAGCGCUCACCGAAAAACAAAGCUCGUUGGAAAGCGUUUCUGAAGCAGCUUGAUGAUAAAGAAGACGAAGAUUUCCAAACUGAUGGCAUGAACGUGGCUUCAGGUGUAGACGAAGACGAUGAAGUUAGCAAUUGUCUCCUAGGACAACCUGGCGAUACAUUGAUGGAGGAUUUGCCCGAUGUGGGAGAACACUGGGAACCUGACAAAAACCCCACAGAGGCUGAUGGUGAGUGUGCAAGCCUUGGCGACAAGAAAGAACCAGAAAAAAUGGAAGGAAAUCUAGAUGGUGAUGGCAGUGACCUCUCCGAUGCAGCCUCUGACGAAAUGACAAGUCUUUUUCCCAGUGUAACUACCCAGUCACAAGGAACCAUGCCAGGUUUUUUGCCUCAGAAAAAUAGAUUUUCAGUCACAGUCGGGGCAGUGCCAUCGCCACCCAACUUAGACGCUUUGGACAAAAUGAGUUUGUCGUCUGAGAGCUCAGACUUGAAUGACUUUAACAAAGACAUGGAGGAGAUCCAGAGAGAAUAUUUUGUAAACUCGCUUGAUUCAGGAGCUGAUUUGCCGCGAGUUUGUGUGGAAAAAGACUCGUUGGAGGAGGAACCAUUUCUUAUGGCUGAUUUUCUUGACACGGAGGUUAUGGAAAGUCAGGAUUUAGAAAAUAGUAGCAAAGAGCAGAAAGAUUUUGUUUCCUCGUUUUCUAACGAAAAUAAACCUUACAAGGACCAGGUUAUCUAUCAAGAAAUGCAUAAUUCGACAUAUGGAAACCCGAAACCCAGCCAUGGUGUAGACAUGCUUGAAGAGCAAGACGAGAUUGCCGCGAGGAGGAAGAGUUACGCGCAGGAGGUCACGAUGAACGUGCGCGGAAUCUCGAAUAGUUUUCUGUCAGAAUUGGAGAGUAACGUCUUAGCAAAGGCAGUAAAUGAUUCUGGCAAAGAGGAGAAAGGGUAUACUGAAGAUCUUUUUAUGGACGCGGCAGAUGAUGAUGCCCUCACAGAUGUAACGCUACCUACAGAUGGUAAUGUUGGUGAAAAGUACGCCAAGGAUGACAAAAACAGGCCUGGCGACGAAACCUUGUCACCGAGAAGUGAACAUGUGGGAGAGAUAUCGAUUAAGAAAGACAACCAUGAGGCUAAGAAGUGUGAAGCUAGGUUGGAGAUUUCGGAGCGUGUUGGUGAACAGUUUUGUACGGCAGGGUCUUCAGUAAAGAUGGAUCAGAAAAGUUCAAAGUCUCAUGGUAUCAACGGCUUACGACACCUUUCAACAAAUGAGCAAAAUUCUAGAAAUGAUGGAACUGAAAAGAUUUUUCAGGAAGGAAUUGAACCGCGUGCUUCAUCUUCACUUGAAAUACGUACUAGGGGAGAACAUCCGAGCUCAACUUCUCACAAUGAUAUAUUUAUAUCAGACAAAAAGGAAUCAAGGAAUUCUGGCGCAACCCCGUUUAUAGAAACAGAGAGUUUACAAACUGGCAAGUUAGAUUUGGGAAAUAAGCACCAACCGGGUUAUUCUUGGAACGAGUUACCGUCGUCGGAAAUAAAUAAAGAAUCGCACAUAAAUGCGCUUGGAAAGAAAGUAACUGUGAUUAAUGAGAGCGGCUCGGUUGGUCACAAUGUUGGUGAUAACGGUGGUCGCAAUGUUGGCAUUAAUACUGGUGACAGUGUUGGUAGUAAUGCUGCUAACAAUCCUUGUAGGUCACCGCUACCCAAGAAACUAAAGCUUAGCUUGAAACGCACCUCGCCAAAAGACAAGAGAUCUCUUCCGAUGAAAACAAAAGACAAUGGUUUACUUUUUCCAGGGACGAAAUCGUUGAACUUGAGUCGCUCAAAGUCGCUCAGCGAUAAAUCAGUGAACGACAAUUCCUGUGGAGUGAACAUAGAGAUACCAGAAGUGAAUUCGUUAGCUAGGCCCAUGGAAUGUAGCAGCCCAGAGACAUCAGUGAAACAGUCUUCAAAGACAAGCAUGGCUUUCACUGGCUCAUCUCUCGACCGUGAGGAACAUUUAGCGAAUUCUUCAAAUUUACGAACUGAGAAUGGCAAUGUUGUAGCGGUAAUGGAAAGUGAUGAUGAUGAUGAAGAUGAAAGUGUCAUCCGUCCUGUGGGAAGGGCGAUUUCUCGAAGAAAGAGAGUUUUGUCGAGUCCCUGUUCCCAAGAGUUUAGAAAACCGGCCAGUCCUGAGAAAAGCAAAUCCAAUCAGCGCAUCGGUUUUUCGUCAUGUAAUCCACAGCUAGAAUCAAACAGCGAUGAGGAGUUUGAAACCGGUAAACCAGCUCGAAGCCGAUCUGACGUUGGAAGAGCUCCUUCCGCUACAUUCAGGGCUCACAAGAGAAAUUCUUUUGAGAUCGGUGGGAAGCAACGUUCGCGAAAGUCAGUUUCUUCUCUCCCAAAGAAAAUCAGAUUUCGGAAAAACCACUUCCUAGACGAUGAAGCUGAAUUGUCAGACAGUGACAUCAACGACUUCUCGUCCGAUGAAGCAGACAACUGUGAUGAGGACGAAGAUGAAAUGGACAGCUUCAUAGAUGAUGCUACUCAACUGACUCAAAGACCUCCUUCGGCGGCGAAACAGCAUCACGCUAGCUCCCCAGUGGACAUGAUGGCGGUAUACAGACAAUCUUUACGAAGUCCUCUUUGCGGCGCCUUAAAAUUUCGAACGCCUUUGUUCCAUAAGCAACGAAAUAAGUAUAAAAUGGUCUAUAAACGCGGAAAUGUUGAUGAUGAUAGCCAAUCCGAAGCAGAGGAAACUUACGAAUCAGAGAGCGUUCUUGAAAACGAGGUCGAAUCGGAUAAUGAAAGUGAGGCAGAAAUUCAACAUGAAACCGAGGUUGAGAAUGGUCACUGGAACGGUCAGGCAUGCGCAGACGCAUCUUUCGAGGGGAGCCAAAUCGGCCGUCCGGCGAAGCGUAUGAAGCGAAAGCGAAUUUUAGAUGACAGUUUUGACAGAGAAGUUUCACCUAAGCUGAGCAAGGUGAAUUCGUCGGCCAUCGAUUGCAAGGAAGGAAGUAAUGCAGAAGACACUUCAAAACCCGAUGCCUCACAAAUGAAAAAGACAAAUCAGCACAGAAGCUGUGCAUUUGGGAACUUUUCGAUCGAGAGAAACGGUAGUAGGAAGACACUUCACACUGACUUCGUCAAGUCAUCUGAUGUUAUGGCCGCGAAAAAAGAAUUUCAAAGGAGCGACUCGGCUCUAAGGCGGUCAGCGGGUGGUAAGGGAAGUAUUCGCAAAUCUGGGGCUUUCGUGGACGACUGGAGCAACGAUGUCAGUGACGGUGAUUUAUUGAUCGCCCUUGACGACAAAGAUGUGCGGACUCCGGAGAACGCAAAGGCCAAAAGGAAACCUUCAAGUGACCAACUGAGGGGUGACGGCUUGGAUCAAAUUGAUGUUGCCAUGGAUAUAAUAGAUAAUGAUGCUGCCAUGGAUAUUAAGAAGUCUCCAAAUUUCUCACUUGGUUUUGACUUUUUAUGGGAAGUGGUUUAUGCAAAUCGUGAAAAUACAGAAAAUGACGACUCAUCAAAAGACAAGUCAGCGAUACUAAAGCAAAGAAAUGAAAUCUCAAAGGAAACUUUCACCAAGAUAAGGCAGUGCUCGAACCAGACCUCAGAAAAAUGGUACCAGCUGCCUGUUGAUCCACAGGCAAGGAAUAAAGGUUUUGUUGAGAAGGCUCCACGUCCAUUCACUACAAAACAAAUAGUUGUACCAUUGAACGUUACAAAAUCGAAUAUCUGUGAGGACAGGACAGUCAUUUCUGGUCAAAGACACCCUUUGAAAAAUCCACUUACGCUGCACAACAAAAGUUCACUGCAUAAUGAUGGUCAGCAUCCAUCCGUCGGUACGCAUGCGAAGAUGCAAGUUGUAACUCCUUCUUGUCGACCUAAUAAUCUUAGUUCCAGACCAGCGAUUAGCCAUUUACUCACGUCUUCACAGAAGGACAAGGGAAAGACCGUUAUCCUAGUUGACGCUCGGGAAAUCUCCAGUUCUCAGGUUGUGUCAACUUUACGCCUAAAGCACAAUAUCAAGGCGGAAGUAUGUCAGCUGACCAGCUGUGAUUACAUUGUCAGUAACAGAAUGGCUGUGAAGAGGAAAACAGCUUCCGAUGUUGCUCAUGGAGCAAACAGUCACAAGCUUGUGGAGUGCAUACGCAGAAUGUGUGAUCUGUAUGACAGGCCUUGCUUGAUUAUUGAAAAAGACCGCGUUAAACCUGGAGAAACAGAGAAAAACUUUAUUAAAACCAAAGCAUACAUUUUCACCCUGGCUAGCAUUGCGCAGACUCACGUCAAGAUGGUGUUCAGCGACUCACAAGAGGAAACUGCUCGCCUUUUAACGGAUCUUGCCACCGUUGAAACUAUGAAGGGAAUGGCGAUUACAGCGUCAACUGCUCUGAACAAGGAACACGAACAGUUUUUCCGUGUUGUGGCAAGUAUUCCACGUGUCAGCUACGUUACAGCCCUUAAUCUGUGCUCGUCGUACAGAACACUUGGCGAAAUCGUGAACAGCACACCAGCAGAGCUGGAAAAAAGAACUCCUGGCUUGUCAAGUCCUCGUGCUGCCGAGAUCCACAAAUAUCUUCGACACAAGUUUAACUCCAACAUGAUUUCUGUCAAGAAAUGAAUAUUUUAGGUUCUUUCCACAAUUGUGCAAUAAAAAAUUAGCGCGUUUAGGUAGCACGGCACCUCUUUCGUUCUGAAUUGAAGAACGUUUGAGAAACAAAUAUAUCAAACAGAACAAUUAAUUUAAUGAAAUGAAAAUGGAAAUUAUUUAAAAUAAAAAGAUGUAAAAUGUUUCA
Messenger RNA from Pocillopora damicornis (cauliflower coral), 7592 nucleotides. RefSeq names its product Fanconi anemia group M protein. The record is from RefSeq and is a predicted model, not a curated record. Gene Ontology annotation, biological process: interstrand cross-link repair; double-strand break repair via synthesis-dependent strand annealing. Gene Ontology annotation, molecular function: four-way junction DNA binding; ATP binding; 3'-5' DNA helicase activity. Lineage: Eukaryota; Metazoa; Cnidaria; Anthozoa; Scleractinia; Pocilloporidae.